This is a messenger RNA of Aphanomyces invadans, 1047 nucleotides long. RefSeq lists its product as hypothetical. The transcript has a single exon. The coding region runs from base 1 to 1047 and encodes 348 amino acids. NCBI's taxonomy places the organism in Eukaryota, Oomycota, Saprolegniomycetes, Saprolegniales, Verrucalvaceae. The record is from RefSeq and is a predicted model, not a curated record.
AUGAAGCUCAAGAUCACCAGGACGACCACUGUCGUCGAUUCCAGCCCGUACUCGGUGUACGUACCUGAAACAACACGUACCGGGGCCGCGCGGACUGGAGGUAGCAGCCCUCGCACCGACAGUACCAAAGUCCACCGCGGUGACGUCUGGCGUUUCUCCCAGACCGUGGACCAAGUGCUCGACGAAGCGAUUGCUGCUAACGAGGCUGCAGCUGCAACGAUCAAGAACCAAGCGGCGCAGACGGCCGAUGCGCUCAAGACCAAGCGUUUCGACCUUGCGGAACUCACGACCUUGGGAUGCAUCGACGCGGCAUGGCGCAACGUCUGCUUGCACCCCAUCGUGGCUGGCGCGCAACUCAAGGAGAUGGCGCGACUCAACCGCACGCUGUUCUUUCACUUCAUUAGUCAGCACACGCUCAACCGUCUCUUCCGGGCUACGUACGGGCAGAGUCGACCGUUUGAUGUCCUCUACAAGCUGGUCGUUGGCGAGAACUACUCGACGACAAGCAUGACAACAUAUUUCCGUAAGGUACAAGCCGCUAAGAUGCUGCCGUCCUGGACGAUCCGCAAUAAAAACGACGAACUCGACGAUGGAGAUGUGCUACAAAGCCUCGACGCUGAAGAAAUUCUAGCGCUGGCUGAAGUGUUACUCGCGAUAAAUGCACCGCUCGUUCAUUCUAACGACGCGAUUAUUGCAACUAUCGCUCGCGCGCCGGUCACAACUAUCGCAAUGAAGGAAGGCGCGCGAGCGCUCUCAUCAGCGACGCUGCUGAGCUUCUACAAGAACUGCGACGAACCACACGACACGUUCUGCCAAGACCUGUGGUGCCAGAUGAAGGAACUGGCUGAACCUGGGACGGAUGAUGACGAGGCGGUCUUUAGCACGAACAUCGAGCUAUUCGACGCGCUCAUAACGGAUAAAGAAUGGCCUAUCGUCGGCACCAUGCAAGUCAUGGCGACGCCGCACAGCACGGACGGCCAACUCGAAGUCGGCGACCUCGACGAAGGCUUGGCGGACACGGUCGACGAUGCACCACCUCGUAACUAA